AUGGAGACAGAUCUUCCUGCCUUAUCCCGUAACCUCACGGGUACUUCAGCUGGAGACAAGUUCCUCGACUGUGAGGGUCACGGAGGACUAAACCCCAACCGCAUGCCCUACAUUCGCCUGAUUCCAAAAGUAACAGCUGUAGCUGGGGAGCAGCUGAAGCUGAAGUGUCCUGUAGCUGGGUAUCCAAUCGAGGAAAUUCACUGGGAAAGAAGUGGGAGUGAGCUACCCAACGGUCUAAGACAGAAGGUGUUGCCUGAUGGUACACUAAUCAUCGAGCCUGUCCAGAAAAAGGAAGAUUCUGGUGUGUACACUUGCUGGGCGAGGAAUAAACAGGGACAUAGUGCGAGAAGAAGUGGAGAAGUGAAUGUGAUAGUAACUGGUGACGGUGAAGACGGUGGUGAAAUCCUACUGGGUGGCCUCGCUAAAUUCACUAGAUAUCACAUAGUGAUACAGGCCUACAAUGAAGUGGGGGCGGGUCCUCUAAGUGACCCAGUCACAGCUCAAACUAUGGAGGACGGCUAUAAACUGACGUAUGAGCCAGUCCCUGAUGACAGGUGGCGAGGAAACGACGAAAUGGAGACUCGAAAAACGACAGCAUUGACAACUGUCAUCACCGGCUUGAGGAAAUUCACCAAUUACAGUUUGCAGGUGUUGGCUUUCACCAAAGUGGGUGAUGGGGUUUUGACAGUUCCGCAUUACUGUCAAACAGAGGAAGAUGAAGUUCUCAUACGAAUGUUCCUGGACGUCUGUAUUGACGUCCUCAUGGACAUCGUCGUAAUUCAAGACAAUGUACUCUAUGGUAUUAAGUUCAGGAUCUCUACUGAUAUUAAGGUGGUGGUGGCAACGCCGCAGUCUUUGAAAGUGUCCUGGCUGGCACCUUUAGAACCCAACGGGAUCGUAACCAAGUACAAUUUAUACAGGAGAGCUCCUGAUGGUCGACAGGAGGCUGAAAAUGGUAGGCAGAUCAUUUCCAGUCAUAAUACAGUGUUUGAAGUGAAGAACGUGCAACAGCAUUUGGAGUACCAAUUCUGGGUGACGGCAUCAACUAGAAUAGGGGAGGGUCAAAGUUCUAAAGUUGUGACGCAGGUGAUUACGUCAAGAAUACCAGCAAGAAUAAUAUCAUUUGGAGGCCUGGUAGUACGACCGUGGAGAACCACCGUUUCUUUUAGUUGCGAAUCUGUGGGCAGUCCUAGAAGAGAAUGGCUACGGAGUGACCAAAUUUUGAAGGGUGGAGCAAACCAUAAUCAGCAACUUCUCGAUACAGGAGAGCUGAUUCUAUCUAGCCUACAGAUUACUGACGCAGGAAAUUAUACUUGUAAAGUUGACAACGGGCAUGGAACUGAUAGGAUUACAUAUAAUUUGGUGGUUCAAGUACCACCAAGUGCUCCUUUACUCUAUGUUACCUCGGCGACCAGUUCGAGUAUUUUACUCCAUUGGAAGCCGGGAAAUAAUGGAGGAGCUGCCAUCAGUGGGUUUCAUCUGAAUUAUAGGAAAGAACAUGGAGAUUUGGACGAAGUUCAUUUAUCUCGACAUGCCACCAGCUUUGAAUUGAAGGGUCUCUCUUGUGGUUCCACGUACCACCUCUAUUUGACAGCUCACAAUAAAAUAGGACCCAGUCCUCCCAGUCAUCCGUUACAGGCCAGGACUCAAGGUCAUCCUCCUGGAGUACCGCCGGCACUGUCUUUUAUCAGUCCAAAUUCAACCAGUGUAACGCUGCGUUUACAUGUAUGGCCAGAUAAUGGCUGUCCUAUUUUGUAUUUUGUGUUACAAUACAGGAAAGCGACUGAUAGCCAGUGGACUUUAGUCUCCAAUGCCCUCAAACCUCAAAGAAGGACAUCGAUCACCGGUCUGACCACAGCUACGAAAUACGUCGUGAAGCUGGAGGCGCACAACGUAGCUGGUUUCAGCACCGAAGAAUUCAGCUUCAUGACGCUGACGAAAGAUGGCGACGUACCGCCUCCCGACCUGAUAAGGCAGGGAAACGACGAUAAGCCUUUUUACUCCGACUGGAAGGUACUGAUUCCUUUUAUCAUUGUCGUGGGACUGGCCAAGGUACUUCUUAUCGGGAUCGCUGUGUGUAUUAGAAGACGACGGAAAGAGAACGCAAGAGAGCAUCUGGACAAUCAGCAGAACGCUGAGGCACAACGAGAAAGAUAUUAUGCCACCAUUCACAAGGUGGCACUGCAAGCUGGUGAAAAAAUACCAGAAACCUCCGAAGACAUAUCACCCUAUGCAACGUUUCAAUUAUCCGAACCGAGCACCCUUCCUCAGAACACCAUGCUGCACAGUUUUAUGUACCACGAACACCCUGUAACUGAAGGAUGUGCCUCCCCACCGCCUUCCAGCUCUGUACAACGAAACUCACCUUACUAUAAUAUCAAACAGACUAAAAAACGCACGGAAUCACCAUAUUACAACAUACAAAAAUUUCAAAGUACAAAGGGCCACGGCCGCAGAAGGGCCAACAGGAAGGACAUCGACAGUGACGAAAGUGAAUCUGACCAAGAGGCGCUCACUUCCAGUCGUACCGAGUCAUCAAAUCAACUGGACAUGAAACAUAAAGCACCAGCCUUCACCUACCAUGGCACGGCCCAGUCCAGCACGUCUUCCGACUUGUCGCCCAUGUCUGAGCAAAAGUCACUGCCAAGGCGCAACAGGAACAGUUUGUAUAGGUUCGGCGCCCAGGGUCGCUCAGGCUCCCAAAGGCACAUCCUGAGCCACCUCUCUGUGGCGGAAACGGUCUUCAGCGAAUCGGCCACCACCACACCCCCCGGCCAAGGCGGUGGCCAAAUCGAGCUGAGCGAGGCCGAGUGCGACAUCGACACGCUCAAGAAGCUCAAGCUGGGCCUGCGCAGCUCGCUGUGGGCCAGGCCGCAGGCCGGUGGCCAACAGGGAGGCGGCGGUGGCCAGCAGCCUCCGUCGGACUACUCCAUUGCGGUCUAAGAGGGGUGAGUGACGGGAAAAUAACGGGUGAAGGUGGAGGGGGUAGUGACAGAUAGGGUUUUUUGGGGUGAAAUUUCGGAAUAUUCGUGUUAAAUUAAGAGACUUUACUGCCAAAAUUAUAUAAUAUAUAUAUUAGAGGUUAAAAGAAGAGACUUCUUGGAGAUUGGCACUGAACCUUUGGAUUUUUUUUAAUAUUUUAAUCAUUGAAUAAAAAGACAAAGAUUGGAUGCACAGAAAAGAGCAAAAUUGUUUUAUUCAAAAAGGUUUUUUAUAAAAACAUUACACAUUUUUAUCAUUUCUUAGUCUUUUUAUUCAAUGGUUUUGAUUGUUCCCUUUGUUUCUUCUAUUCAUUUUUUUUAUAAUACGGUGUAUUUAGUAAUUCCUGUUUUUUUAGCAGUAAAGUAGCACUGGUAUAAAGAUAUUCUCUAUUCUUUGCUACUUCUAUGAAUCAAUUUUCAAUCUUUCUAUACUUUUUAUAAUAACAUACGUGUAUCUAAAUCUUACUGUUUUUUUGUCAGUAAUAUUACUAGUGUAGAGAUAUUUUUUAUUCUUUGUUUCCAGUAACAAAGAACCAACUUACUUUUUGUUCUGGUCUCCAUCGCAUAUUCUUAUGCUGGAAGUACCUACACACUCGCCGAGGAGGGACAAAAAGGACGGUUCUAACCAAUAAUAAUGUACAUAUCGUAACUUGACAUUAGCCGCCAUAUUGCGCAUCAUCGUCUGGUACUCAGCAGUUUUCAGCUUGUUUGUUUACAAAUAAUUUUACAUUGUUUUACGAAGGUUUUCCGUGUAUUAAUCUCAUUUUAGUGGAUUAAAGACAGUUUUAGUGGAUAUAUUAUAUUUUUAAAGUUUUAGUGUAACUAACGUAUUAACGUAAGAUUGAUGAACUAGAUAGUUUUUUAAAAUCAUUUAUCAAAUUUUCCUUAGAAAUGGAGAUCAUUCUUACCUGUAACAGUUUCGACUGGUUCGCGAUAUUUUAACGUGGUAAAAAGCUAAAACUAUUUUUUUUUCGAAUAAAAAUAUUGCUUGGAAAUGUUAAAUGUCGGCAAAAUUAGAUAAAAAUAAAUAAAGACUUUAUAGAAAAACAAUCUAACUUGUGGAAUUGUUAUUAAUAUUAAACAUUUUGUUAAUAGUUAUUUUAAAUAUCACGCUAGCUGACGUCAUCGCGCCAACUACUGUGAUUGGUCCAAAGUUUCGAGGCAACCUGUUUAAUAUAAUUACCUUGUGUACUUCCAGCAUUAUAAUGUCUUAAACAGUCAGUUUUUAAAGGACGUCUAAGAGAUUGACCUCUCCAAAAUUAUCAUCGAUUGUCAUUUUCCAGCUAUCUUUGACACAGUUUUUUUUAUCAUACGGUAUUACUAGUGUGAUAUUUCUUUUUUUUAUAUACUGUGUGACAUAGAAAUCGCAACACCCAGUAAAUGCAAAUAUAUUUUCUUUUCAUUAAUAUUUUAGGAAGUAGGUAGUUGGGAUAAAUAUGAAAAAAUAAUCGUAGACAUUUAUUUCAAACAAAUGUAUUUAAAAGAAUUUUGGAUUUUGCAAUUUUUAUUUGACACAGCAUAUACAGGGUGUCCCAGAAACAAGUGCAAGUAUUUUAAGGAGUGGUAGAUCUCG
Molecule: messenger RNA, 4554 nt
Organism: Sitophilus oryzae (rice weevil)
Lineage: Eukaryota; Metazoa; Arthropoda; Insecta; Coleoptera; Curculionidae
Product: Down syndrome cell adhesion molecule-like protein Dscam2
Exons: 20
Coding region: 1-2943 (980 amino acids)
Biological process (GO): cell-cell adhesion; axon guidance
Cellular component (GO): axon; plasma membrane
Molecular function (GO): protein binding
Source: RefSeq, a predicted model, not a curated record